Molecule: messenger RNA, 1905 nt
Organism: Schistosoma haematobium
Lineage: Eukaryota; Metazoa; Platyhelminthes; Trematoda; Strigeidida; Schistosomatidae
Exons: 10
Coding region: 681-1814 (377 amino acids)
Source: RefSeq, a predicted model, not a curated record
AGUCCGUUCAAGGUCGUUUCGCGCAACGGCGGCUGGCUUAGAAAGGAUCUGGUGUACAGUGACGUGUAUUCAUCUAAUGAAUUAUCGAGUGGUUCUUACUACCUAUUGGCCAUUUUUACUUUUCAUUGACUAAUUACGGAAGUUUAGUAUUAUGUACCUGGAUGCCAAGUACAAAGAAUUUAUUUUGUCUUAUUGGUAUCGGAAGUUUCAUAUAAAUCACUGGUAUUUUGUAAUUUCAACAUUGAAAACAUAAGAUAAGUCAUAUUAUAUAAAUCAUACUCAAUGAUUCCAUCCUUAACAAAGUUGAAUCAUGUUACAUCAGAAUGGUCAGAUUCUGAAUUAAGUUUAUUACUGAGUGCGUUAAAAAGAGAUCGUUCAUUUUCAACACGUGAAUUGGCUGAAUUCAUACAAACAAAAAAGAAAACAGAGAUUAGAGAACUUAUAGCUUGCCUUAUGGAUGUGGAUGAGAAGAAUUUACAGGGUAAACAAUAAUCUGUAUUAACCAAUACUUAUAAACAUAAUUUUUCUUGUUUUAGAUCCACAAAUUACUGUACCGGAAGUUAAACCUGAAGGAUCAAUUGAUGUAGAAUUUCUAUGAUUACUUAAUACCAGAUUUUUUCUUUACACAGAUUUUAUUACAAAUAACUAGACACAGUUGUACUGAAUACUAUAAUUAUAGUAUGGCAUUGAAUGAAGUUCUCCAGCGAGCUUCUACGUGGGAAAGUGUAGAAUGUCGUAAAAUCAAUAAAAGAGAUCCAGACCCUAUAUAUUUACCUUAUGCACAGGUUUAUCGGUUUUUUUCUUCAUUGGUUUGUGGACAACCAUUACCAAAUCUAUCUGACUUGUCGUCUGGCGCCUUUCUAGAUCUUUUAACAUGUUUAGACAGAAUUUUAAACUUUGUCAAUAUUAGCAAGAAAAGUGAAAAUUCUAAUCAGAAUUCCCAUUUAUUAAUUGAACAACUUCAAAAUGCGAAUAAAAUCGCUACUGAAAAAAUAGGUGUAUUUUUAGCAUUGGCCGCUGCUAUUCAAUUGAAUUCACGUUUAUGUUCACGACGUGGAUGUGAUAUUACAGAAAACUUUGAUGAACACUGUAUUGCUCCACUGUUUUUAUUAUCUAAAGUGAAGCAUCCUCAUACACUGAAACAAACUCGUGAAAUGGUCGAAUAUCUAAUUAAUCGAUUCGCGAAAUUAUGGUCAUUGCCGAAAUUCCCAUGUUCACAAAAUGGUUCAUUUGCUUCUGAAGGAGAAUUAAAUAUUCAGUCGACUGAUUUACCAGAUGCCUUAUUCAAACGUCUUAGUAUGUUUUCACUGAAUCCAUUUUCAUUCCCAAUGGAAGUGAUGUCUCCUUUUCAAAAAAUCUUAGAUGAUUUUAGACAUAUGUGUUCAAGCAGGUUCAGUUAUUUAAAUCGCUUCAAAUCAAUUUUAUACAUUUCUUUACCGACCGGACUUCAACAUUCUGUCAAACGAUCCACACCAUCACAACCUAUAAAAGUUGUUAACCAAUGGAAGAAGCGUCGAAUUGAAAAGUCGACCAAGAGUCGACCAACAUUACGUCAUAAAGCGUUGGAGAGUUCUGUACCUUUGAAUAACUUGACAACAUUGAGUUUUGAUGAAAAUACAAAUCAAGUUGGCAGCAAUGCAUGUAGCGAUGAGAAAACUGAUUUGAAAGUUAACCUAACAUCACGUCGCUUUGUAAACUGGUGUCCAGGAACACAUUUCGUUCGUGUUUCAGAUCCAGCAGAAGAUGAAGCUGUCAAGAUGCUUAUGAAUACGCAUAUUCAAGUGAAAACAAAAAGCACGAGAAAAUUGAUAUAAGAAAAAUGUAUUUUUAUAAAUAUUGUCUAGUCGCGUUUGUUUGUUUUUUUCGAGAAGAUAUUUUAAAUACAGAAUAAAUCAAAGAUCAUUG